Messenger RNA from Drosophila busckii, 1049 nucleotides. RefSeq names its product odorant receptor 59b. Bases 1 to 987 code for a protein of 328 amino acids. The transcript is spliced from 3 exons. Gene Ontology annotation, molecular function: olfactory receptor activity; odorant binding. The record is from RefSeq and is a predicted model, not a curated record. Gene Ontology annotation, cellular component: plasma membrane. Lineage: Eukaryota; Metazoa; Arthropoda; Insecta; Diptera; Drosophilidae. Gene Ontology annotation, biological process: detection of chemical stimulus involved in sensory perception of smell; sensory perception of smell.
AUGGACAUAAGCAAUCUUUCGGCUGGCGAGUUUCUAACGUCAUUGCAGGUGGCUGUCAAUGGAUUUGGCGCUGUUUGUAAGAGCACCUCCUUAUGCAUUCUCCUGUGGCGUAUGGAUAAGGUAAAAGAGUUGAUGGACCAAUUGGAUAAAUGCUGGCGCACUGAUGGUGAACGUCAGAAGAUACAUAAUAUGGUGGCUCUUUGCAAUUAUAUAUUAGUAUUAUUUGGCAUAGUUUACUUUGGCUAUACACAGGCUACGUUCUUGUCUUAUACGCUAAAUGGCAAACCACCAUGGUCGGUAUACAAUCCAUUUUUUGACUGGCGUAUUGGAAAGCUUGAAUUCUGGACACAGGCUUUGUUGGAAGAGACAACAAUGUCCUUUGCGGCAGUACAAAAUCUAGUUAGUGACACGUAUACGCUUUUGUUUUUGAUAAUUAUGCGUACUCAUUAUGGUCUGCUCAAGGGCCAUGUGGAGAGACUGCGCAGAGAUUUAUCUAAAACGGAGUCUGAAAACUACGAUGAUCUUGUCAGUUGUAUCUUGGAACAUAAAUUAAUACUUAGUUGCUGCCAAAGUAUGCGUCCUAUAAUUUCAGCAACGAUAUUUGUGCAAUUUUUGUUGGUUGGCAUUAUUUUGGGCAUAACUCUGGUCAACAUAUUCUUUUUCUCGACUUUUUGGGAGGCUGUGUCCUCAUUUGUGUAUCUCGUUGCCGUGCUCAUGGAAACAUUUCCGUUUUGUUAUAUUUGCAAUAUGUUUAUCGACGAUUGCUAUGAUAUGUCAAAUGCUAUAUUUACUUCAAAUUGGAUGGAUGCUGAGCCACGAUAUAAAUCCACAUUGAUAUUUUUUAUGACCAACACCCAGCGACCUUUUAUGUUCACAGCAGGUGGCAUUUUUCCCAUAACUGUGCAGAGCAAUGUGGUUUUUGCCAAGUUUGCAUUCAGCAUUAUCACCAUAGUGCAGCAAUUCGAUUUGGGUUCAAAGCUUCAAUGAGUUUUGAUUUUAAAGUGUUGAAAUCUAAUAUAUCACAAAUGAAAUUGCCCACUUGCACUAUA